This is a messenger RNA of Zootoca vivipara (common lizard), 3119 nucleotides long. It is a transcript of the gene MACO1, whose product is annotated as macoilin 1. The record is from RefSeq and is a predicted model, not a curated record. Gene Ontology annotation, cellular component: rough endoplasmic reticulum membrane. Gene Ontology annotation, biological process: neuronal signal transduction. Lineage: Eukaryota; Metazoa; Chordata; Lepidosauria; Squamata; Lacertidae.
AUUAUUUUUUAUUUCUUUGUUUCCUAGUCGGGCGGGGGGAGAAAAAAAGGAGGGAGAAAGAAAACGGGGACGGGGGGAAAAGGCGAGCCCCCCCAAAACCAUACUCGGAGACCCGCUGAGACUCCCUCCGGCGGGUCCCUCGGGCAGGCUUGGAUGUUGUCGCUGUGACCCGGGCGGGGCAGGAGCGGAGAAGGAGGCGGCGGCGGCGGGGGGCAGCGGCGGCGGCAGCAGCAGCAGGCGCCACCACCACCGCCGGGCCAGGCCGGGUUGGGUCUCGCCGGGCCGGACGGGAGGAUGAAGCGCCGGAGCGCCGACUGCAGCAAACUCCGGCGGCCGCUGAAGCGGAACCGCAUCACUGAGGGCAUCUACGGCAGUACGUUUCUGUACCUGAAAUUCCUGGUAGUUUGGGCCCUUGUGCUGCUGGCUGAUUUUGUUUUGGAAUUCAGAUUUGAAUAUCUGUGGCCAUUCUGGCUUUUCAUCAGGAGUGUUUAUGAUUCCUUCAGAUACCAGGGAUUGGCCUUUUCAGUAUUUUUCGUCUGUGUAGCAUUUACAUCAAAUAUCAUAUGUCUGCUCUUCAUACCAAUACAGUGGUUGUUUUUUGCUGCCAGCACCUAUGUUUGGGUACAGUAUGUCUGGCACACAGAGAGGGGAGUGUGCUUACCAACAGUAUCGCUGUGGAUACUAUUUGUUUAUAUUGAAGCAGCAAUUAGAUUUAAGGAUCUCAAAAACUUUCAUGUAGACCUUUGUCGACCUUUCGCUGCACACUGUAUUGGCUAUCCUGUUGUGACUCUGGGCUUCGGCUUCAAAAGUUAUGUCAGCUAUAAAAUGCGAUUAAGAAAACAAAAGGAAGUGCAGAAAGAGAACGAAUUUUACAUGCAGCUUCUUCAGCAAGCUUUGCCCCCAGAACAACAGAUGCUACAAAGGCAAGAGAGAGAAGCAGAGGAAGCAGCCAAAGGAUUGUCUGAUAUGGAUUCCUCUAUACUUUUGCAACACAAUGGAGGCAUUCCAGCCAAUAAAAAGUUAUCUUCAACAUUACCGGAACUUGAAUAUAGAGAAAAAGGAAAAGAAAAAGAUAAGGAUGCCAAAAAACAUAACCUUGGAAUAAAUAACAAUAUUUUGCAACCUGUAGACUCUAAAAUACAAGAAAUUGAAUAUAUGGAGAACCAUAUCAACAGUAAAAGAUUGAAUAAUGAUCUUGUGGGAAGUACAGAAAACCUCUUAAAAGAGGACUCAUGCACUGCAUCAUCCAAAAAUUACAAAAAUGCUAGUGGAGUUGUGAACUCCUCACCUCGCAGCCACAGUGCAACUAAUGGGAGCAUCCCUUCUGCAUCAGCUAAAAAUGAUAAAAAACAGAAAUGCACUAGCAAAAGCCCUAGUACGCAUAAAGACUUAAUGGAAAAUUGUAUUCCCAAUAACCAGCUAAGCAAACCAGAUGCACUGGUAAGGCUGGAACAAGAUAUUAAGAAGUUAAAGGCCGACCUGCAGGCAAGCAGACAGAUUGAACAAGAGCUGCGCAGUCAGAUUGGUUCUCUGACCAGCACAGAGCGAGGGAUUCGGUCUGAAAUUGGACAGCUCCGACAAGAAAACGAGCUGCUUCAGAAUAAACUACAUAAUGCUGUGCAAAUGAAACAAAAAGAUAAGCAGACCAUUGGCCAAUUGGAGAAAAAGCUCAAAGCAGAGCAAGAGGCACGGACCUUUGUAGAAAAGCAGUUGAUGGAAGAAAAGAAAAGGAAGAAGUUGGAAGAAGCAACUGCUGCACGGGCUGUUGCGUUUGCUGCUGCUACCAGAGGGGAAUGUACUGAAACUUUACGAAAUCGCAUCAGAGACCUGGAGACAGAGUGCAAGAAGUUAACGAUUGACAUAAAGCUGAAAGAAGAUCAGAUACGAGAUCUAGAAAUGAAAGUGCAGGAACUGCGGAAGUACAAAGAGAACGAAAAGGAUACAGAGGUGUUAAUGUCAGCACUUUCAGCCAUGCAGGAUAAGACACAGCACUUAGAGAAUAGCUUGAGUGCGGAGACGAGGAUCAAGUUGGACCUGUUCUCUGCAUUAGGAGAUGCAAAAAGACAGCUAGAGAUAGCUCAAGGGCAAAUAAUUCAAAAGGAUCAGGAGAUCAAGGACCUAAAACAGAAGAUAGCAGAAGUCAUGGCAGUCAUGCCCAGCAUAACAUACACUGCGGCCACCAGCACACUGAGUCCUGUUUCCCCACAUUACUCUUCCAAAUUUGUGGAGACCAGCCCUUCUGGACUUGAUCCCAAUGCCUCAGUUUAUCAACCCCUGAAGAAGUAAAGGCCCGCUUCCAGUUUGUCACACGGAAGGCAUCACACAGAAAAAUAUCUUGCAGUCAAGAUGAAAUUUGUAUUGUGUGAGACUGUAUUGAUUUAUUGUUUAAAAUAAAAAAAUAAAAAAGAGGGAAGUGGGGGGGAAAGAACCUGAACAUCAAGGUUUGGCUAGAACUGCCCAUCAGUUUUUUCUUGUAAAUUUUUAGAAAACCUCACAGAACUUUAUACAGUUUCUUUCUUGGCCAAUGCAUUAAGGGAAAAAGAACCCAUGACUCUUGGUUUUCACAUAGCAAAUUCUGCCUCUCUUUUUCCCCAAAAAAAGAACACCUCUUGCAACGUUUCCUCUUGAAAGGAUAAAUUAACACAGAGCUCCGCUUGAUACAAACCCUUUCUUCCCAUUUAAAACAAAAAACAAAACAUAAUGAAGCCAAAAUUACAAAUUAAGAGUUCAAAGGAAUAAUGAUGGAAGUUCCUUAGGGUUUUGGUUUUUUUGAGGGCAAAAGGGUUUAAGUGCUCAAGUGAAGCUUUUGAUGAUGUUAGUGGAUUGUGGGGCAGAGGGACAGGGAAGUGCAUGUGCAAGAAAACUAUUAGCUUACCCCUCUAAGGACCAAACCAUAUUUAAGGGGGCAUCAGUUUUAAGGGAGGGCAUAAGGAUUGGAGAAAGGGUGUAGACGAUAAUGUAACAUUGGUGGUUGUGUAAAGUGUUUCGUUUCCCAUCGUUGUACUUAGUCACUUGAGAACUGCUAACAGUCUUGUUCAACAGUGCCUUGGGAAAAAAAAAGAUAUUUCAAGAGGAAACUCGUUCAUUUAAACAAUUUUCUCCCCUUUCGCUAUCAUUUA